AUGACAAUCGGAAUUGCUAUCCUCGGAGCGGGCAUAUUCGCCCGGGAAGAGCACUACCCCGCCAUUGAAGCGUGCGAGUUCUUCUCCCUCAAGGCCGUCUACUCGCGCUCCCAAAAGUCAGCUUCGACGCUCGCCUCUAGCGCCAAAGCCAAGGUAGACGUCUACUCGGACGACUCCUCCGCUGACAAGACGCUCGACGCACUUCUCUCCCGCAGUGAUAUCCAUGCUGUUACCGUAGCCGUGCCAAUCCCCAGCCAGCCCUCUGUGAUCAAGAAGGCCAUCGCUGCGGGUAAGCACGUCCUCAGCGAGAAGCCCAUCGCCAAGGAUCUUGCAACAGCGAGAGAGCUCAUUGAAUGGUACAAGGACAUCAAAGCGCCGCGGCCUAUAUGGGGCGUCGCGGAGAAUUUUAGGUUCUUAGAGUCGGUCACGUAUGCGACAGAGCAGAUUAGGGCCAUCGGGGGCGAGAUCGUGACGUUUAGCUUCAGCUUGUACGCUCUUGUCAAGGAUGAUGACAAGUACUUCAACACAGACUGGCGCAAGAUUCCUGACUACCAAGGCGGGUUCCUCCUUGAUGGCGGCGUGCACUUCGUGGCAGGCAUCCGCUCCUUCCUCGCUGCCGCGGGCCAGGAGGUCAAGCAGCUCUCUGCGCGGACGUCGCUGAUCCAAGAGAAGCUCCCACCAGUCGACACAGUCCAUGGUCUGCUGACUACAGGCAGUGGCCGAAGUGGCACGUUCUGCGUUUCUUUUGGCACCGAGUUUAAAUCUGACUUCUGCAUCGAGCUGGUCACCACUAAGGGCGCCGUCCGGCUCACGCCUGUCGAAGUAACCACUACGAAGCAAGGGACUGACGGUGAGAAGGCCGAGGAGAAGAAGAUUUUCGAGUUUAGUGUCGGAGUCAAGCCAGAGAUUGUGGCGUUUGCCAAGAGUAUUCAGAAAGGCGAGGUCGACCCAAGACAGACGCCGGAGCAGGGCUACAAGGACUUGGAGAUUCUACAGGGGCUCUUGGAAUCGGGCGAGUGUUCUGGUGCCAUUAAGACGUUUAAUUAG
Messenger RNA from Scedosporium apiospermum, 1047 nucleotides. RefSeq names its product Oxidoreductase-like protein. Bases 1 to 1047 code for a protein of 348 amino acids. Gene Ontology annotation, molecular function: nucleotide binding; oxidoreductase activity. Lineage: Eukaryota; Fungi; Ascomycota; Sordariomycetes; Microascales; Microascaceae. Gene Ontology annotation, cellular component: cytoplasm. The transcript is spliced from 3 exons. Gene Ontology annotation, biological process: NADPH regeneration. The record is from RefSeq and is a predicted model, not a curated record.